Molecule: messenger RNA, 1703 nt
Organism: Corticium candelabrum
Lineage: Eukaryota; Metazoa; Porifera; Homoscleromorpha; Homosclerophorida; Plakinidae
Exons: 1
Coding region: 176-730 (184 amino acids)
Source: RefSeq, a predicted model, not a curated record
CCCCUCGUGGUGGCCCUAGUAAUAUUCCUGAUGGAUAGCUAAACGUCAGCAACCCAGACUCCUAGGGCUAUCACCCUGCAAAUCUGCAAUCAAUUGAUCUGGAAACAAUAAGAAAAACUUUCAAGUCAAGUGGACACCUUUGUCUCAGCACAUCAAGAGACUGCAGAGUUUCUGCAUGCGUUGCUUACAAAUCAUCUUGGGCAUAUCAGUAAGAGAGAAGCAGAGGAAUACUGACGUUCGAGCUAAGGCAAGUAUUGAGACAGUGGAAACAAUAAUCAGAAAGAUAAGGCUAAGGUGGCCAGACUAUGUAGCCAGGAUGGAACCUCAUCGCAUUCCAAGGCAACUGCUAGUUUGCAAGUUUGAAGGACGUAAACGUUCUGUAGGCAGUCAGAAGCUGAGAUGGGUCAAUGUUGUGAUGAGAGAGUUGAAGAAAUGUAAUCUCAACAAAGACUGGAUGAACAUUGCUCAACAUUGUGCUAAGUGGAGAUCCAUAACAGAUGCUGUAGUUACAGAGUUAAAUGAGAAAGCUGAGAAAAGGGAAAAGAUGGAAAAAGAUAAGAGGAGGAAAGAAACGAGGGAAAGAAAGUAUCAGAUCAGACUGACCUACAGUGUACUCAACCUGGUUGCACGUUUACAGCCAAAACAAGGCAGGUCUUGUCAAUCACCAACAGAAACAUGGAGCAGCAACUCAAGAGAUCCUCUUUUGUUGUCACUGCCACCAAAACUUUAAACAACAAGGUUAUAGAAAUCAUACGAAGUCCUGCAAUCAAAUCCGAACAGAGUCCAGAGAUUAUGUUGGGAGCAAUAAAGUCCUAGAAAGUAACCUAACAAAGUGACCUGCACCACUCAUACUCAAGUGAAAGCAGAACAUAGAUGAGUGGUGUGUGUGUCGUGUGUGUGUGUGUGUGUGUGUGUGUGUGUGUGUGUGUGUGUGUGUGUGUGUGUGUGUGUGUGUGUGUAAAGCAGAGAUUUGCAUAUCACACAAGAACAAAGAAAAAGAAGAAUCAAUGCAAUUGUUUGUCUUGCAAACUGAACUGCCUCCUAUUGAUCGGUUUGUACAUCUCGGUAUCUAUUCCUCACAAACAAACGUUCGACCAGAUCUUCAUGUAUAAACCAUAAUCUGAUGUGUGCAUCAGUCAAGUACAGUACUUAGCUGUAUUCCUUCGAUUAAAAAUCCAUGCUUGAAUAGUAGCCCGGGGUCUAAAGUGAUUGAAAAAAUAGUAACUCGUGCUCGAAUAAACCAUGGCAUGGUCAGUCUCAGAGCUAGAGCUCCAAGGCUGUCACAUGUUCUGGAAACUCUCAACAACGACGUCAUUAUGUAUUAGGAUAUCUGUUUGUCAUUUGUUGAAAUUGUAUUACUUUGGUAAAUAGAUCUGUAUCUUGUAUUUGACGGAUGCAUUAACUGGUGCUUGAUUGCCCUCUUGAAAUGGUUGAAAGAAUAAAAACCUGUGUGUGGUGUGUGUGUGUGUGUGUGUGUGUGUGUGUGUGUGUGUGUGUGUGUGUGUGUGUGCGUGGUGUCAGGUGCACUGGAAGUGAUAACAGUUAACAGAUAUCCCAAGACGUUGACAAGACCUUAUCAACACAACACAUUACAAGACACAUCCCUCUCCAUAAUGUCAAAACACCUUGUGUCCUCGGUCCACACUCAUACAACAAAACUAUCCGUUAACACCUUGCUCCACACAGAAUUACAUCAGGAAAAC